UAGUUAUAUGUCAAUGAAAAGUUGUCAUUAUUCAUUCGGCAGCAGUCCACCUCAUGUGAAUAAAACAAUAAAUUCCUUUGAAAGUACUGCAUAAUUCGCACUAUACCUGAAUUAAAAACCUUAAGUUAUCUUCAAAAAUGGUUCGUGUAAUAACUCAAGAAACAUACGACGAGGUGGUGAAAGAAAACAUUGACGAAUUUGAUAUGACUCCGGACGAAGCUAUAAAAGAGGCGAUUGCCCAAUUUGAGGCACAGGGUGUGGAUCUUUCAAACAUAAUAAAGGAUUUGGCUCUCGGAUCGGGAGACAACCAUUUGGUGUCAGAAACAAUUUCAAAACUAAAGGACCUGUGUGCCACUAAGAAAUAUAAUUCUGAUGAAGUUUUAAAGGAAUUGGAUGUGUUGAAGUCAGAAUGUCAAAAAGACAUCGCCCAUAGAGUUCGAGCCGGCAAGGAGGGUGCAUACAAAGUGCUGUUAGACCUCCUUUACUCGCAGCAUAGCAAACUGUUUGAAGAGCUCGGAGACAGAGACACAAAAUUCAUGAUAAGUGUGCUGGAUGCAUUGUCAGCACUGAUGGAAAUGCAGCCUGAUUUGUUGGAUGCUAAAGGUGUUGAUUUGAUUAAGAAUAUUCUAGAUAACGUAGAAAACGAAGACAUAAUAAUAGCGACACUGAAAUGGACCACAAAUUGCUGUAUCAAACACGAGAUGAACCGACAGAAACUUUUUGCUAAGAAUAUUGCUGAAAACCUUAAACUUUUGCUUAAAGUUACCGGGAAUACUAAACUUCUAAGUGAAACACUGCAAGUAAUAAGAAAGUUAACACUGGAUGAUGAUGUUAGGGUAGAGUUUGGUAAAGCACAUGAUCACGCUAAGGAGUUGGGCGCUCAAAUGUUGGAGCCACUUACUAAUUUGUUGAAAGAAAACACAAAACCCCCGCUAGUAUCAGAACUAAUGUUAACAAUAGCCAGUCUGUUGGUCCGCCACGAGCUAUGUAAGAUGGUGAGCGAUUGCGGCGUCUCAGUACUCUUCACUAUUCUCGCCGAUAACUACGAUAAUGUGGGCGUUGUACAACAGGCUGAUAAAUUAAUUACUGCUUUAGCGGGACAUGAUGACGUCAAGCGAGAUCUGGUCAAGAGCGGUAUCGUGCCAAUCACGGUGUUGAUUCUAAACAGGCAUGCGAACAACGCUACAGCGACAUCGCUAACACUAAAGUGUAUAGCGGCGCUGUGCCUGCGCGAGGCGCCGCACUCGCAGCAGUUCGUGGACGCCGCCGCGCCGCAAGCUAUCCUGCAGUGUAUGAAGCUACAUCCCGAUAGCGCUGCUGUACAGAAAAACGCCUGCUGGGCUAUCCGCAACAUGGUAGCGAGAUGUAAAGAACACAACGCGAAAUUUCACGAGCUGGGAGUCGAACCUCUACUCAACAGUGCUUACGAGAAGUUUGGAGACGACUUCGGCUUUGACAUAAAGUCGGCUUUAAGAGACUUGGAAUGCGAUGUCAAGUUGGACGAACAGUGGACCGGCAAAGGAGUGCAGUUGGAAUAUUGAUAGAGUAGCAUUUGGUUCGGGAGAAAAUUCUGGAAGGAUUUUUCGCGAGCAUAUCCUUACUAAUAUUAUAAAUGCGAGAGAAAGAGUAGGUACCCGCACACUAAAACUUAACAGUCCGUCGAAACUCGACCCGAUGGUUGAAAAAAAAAUAUUUCAAGAAAUAGAUUUUAGUCGGUUUGAUACCGGCUUAAUACCUAGGUCAUAGGUAUUAUCUUAAUACUGAUUUCUGAGCCCUAACUGUCGGCCGACCAAAAAUCUGUAGUUUGCGGAUACUUCAUAUUACUAUCUAACUCACGAGAAAACUGCUGGAGUGAUGUAAAUAAAAUUUGGUAGUCUGAGGUCUACUUUUUACCCGAUUACGGGAAUUGAAUCCCUCGGAACCUAGCUUCUAUACACAUACCACAACAUGCCUUAUUUAGAAGCUAGUUUUAUAAUUAUGCGUUAAAGAAAAUUGAAUUGUUUAUUCCAAUGAAAAGUGAAUUAUGUUUUUUGAAAGUCAAGUUCGUGUAACUAUUGGGUAAAAUUGGCGAUUAUUUUGUUUUUCUAUACAUUCCCGAAUUAUUUAAUAGCUUUUGUCAUUUGUAUAUUUUUAAACAGUUUAAUAACCAGGUAUUAUUGUACUAAAGUAAAUUGUAUUUAGGUUGUGAUAGAUUUGUAUUUUUUGUAUUUCUAACGCCAUUAACACACAGAGCUUCAAAAUAAAACAGCUAAUUAUUAAAAAAUAAUUAUUUAUUAUUACGAUAACAUUAUCACUGAAAUACGCAAUGUAUUUGGAUACUGAAUAAAAAACUUAAUUAUCGUAUAAAA
Messenger RNA from Helicoverpa armigera (cotton bollworm), 2348 nucleotides. RefSeq names its product armadillo repeat-containing protein 6 homolog. NCBI's taxonomy places the organism in Eukaryota, Metazoa, Arthropoda, Insecta, Lepidoptera, Noctuidae. The transcript is spliced from 9 exons. Gene Ontology annotation, biological process: hematopoietic progenitor cell differentiation. Gene Ontology annotation, molecular function: protein binding. The coding region runs from base 138 to 1541 and encodes 467 amino acids. The record is from RefSeq and is a predicted model, not a curated record.